Messenger RNA from Penicillium angulare, 1314 nucleotides. RefSeq lists its product as uncharacterized. The transcript is spliced from 3 exons. Lineage: Eukaryota; Fungi; Ascomycota; Eurotiomycetes; Eurotiales; Aspergillaceae. The coding region runs from base 1 to 1314 and encodes 437 amino acids. Gene Ontology annotation, biological process: carbohydrate catabolic process. The record is from RefSeq and is a predicted model, not a curated record. Gene Ontology annotation, molecular function: hydro-lyase activity; magnesium ion binding.
AUGGGGAAAAUAGAUCUUCGAUUUCCAACUAGCCUGGAUGCUUCAGGAUCCGAUGCUAUGAAUCCAGCAGGAGACUACAGUGCUGCUCACGUCCAACUUAAAACAAAUACGGAUCUAGUUGGUCAUGGCAUUUCGUUCACCAUCGGGCGCGGGAACGAUCUAUGUGUCUCUGCCGCUUCCCAGAUUGCUGAGCGAUUGGUAGACAAGAGCUUGGGCGAGCUGACCAAAAACAUGGGUCAAACAUGGCGUUACCUAGUAGCCGAUUCCCAACUGCGAUGGGUAGGGCCCGAAAAAGGAGUCAUUCAUCUCGGUCUCAGUGCAUGUGUAAAUGCCUUGUGGGAUCUCUGGGGCAGAUACCUCAACAAACCGCUUUGGAGAUUGGUAUGCGAUAUGACACCAGAAGAGCUUGUUGCGUGUAUUGAUUUCAGAUACAUCUAUGAUGCGAUCACUCCAGAGGAAGCCCUGGAUAUCUUGAAACAACAGAGUGAAAGCAAGGGGGCUAGGCUUCAAGAUGCCCAAACCAAUACAGCAGUACCAGCUUAUUCUACCCAAGCAGGUUGGCUUGGUUUCACCGAUGAGAGAAUGGUGGAAUUGAUCCGCUCAAAUUUGAAUGAAGGGAUCGACAAAUUCAAGCUGAAAGUUGGUGGCAAUCUUGAGGAUGACAAGCGUCGCGUCAAGCUCGCACGCGAUACAAUUGGUUACGAUCGUAUAAUGAUGCUGGAUGCUAAUCAGGUAUGGAGUGUACCUGAGGCAAUCGCAUACAUGAAAGAACUUGUUGAAUUCAAGCCCUUGUUUAUCGAGGAGCCCACAUCGCCCGAUGAUAUUCUCGGACAUGCAGCUAUCCGGGAAGCUCUCAAGCCGCAUGGAGUCGGAGUAGCGACGGGAGAGCACUGUCAAAAUCGGAUAAUUUUCAAACAGCUACUACAAGCCGGCUCAAUUGACUACUGUCAAAUAGACGCAUGUCGACUCGGAGGCGUGAACGAAGUUUUGGCUGUUCUACUCAUGGCGAAAAAAUUCAACGUUCCGAUUGUGCCACACAGUGGGGGCAUUGGCUUGAACGAGUACACGCAACACCUUGCGCUUCUUAAUUACAUUUGCAUAUCUGGCGAGAAGAGCCUCCUUGAACACAUAAACUCCUUCAGCGAGGUUUUGAAGUAUCCGGUGCAGACUAGCAAUGGUCAUUUUGUUACUCCAUGGGAAGCUGGCUACAGCGUGGAGUAUAAGCCUGAAGCGCUUUGCACCUAUCAAUUUCCAAGUGGGGCGUUUUGGCAGAGCAAGGAAGGUCAAGCUAUUCGAAAUGGAUCGAGACUUUGA